AUGAAUUGCAACACAACAGCAUUUUCUCUUCCUAACGAUGAUCUCUGUACUCAAAAGAUUCGGGGUUUCAAUGACCUCGCUAUCUUGGAUACGCAGGAAGAUAAUGGGGAAUCACUCGAAGCCCUUCGAUUCAUAGCAGGAAGUCAAGAACUCGAUGAAGUUUUCAACCCGUCCAAAUCAUCAACUUCGAGAUCAAGCCAGCUUGACUUCACCCCAAAGUCUGCAUUAGAUGUUGCUUCUAUGCCUGAUCCCCCCAGCCUCGAGUCAAGGGUGGAUUUUAUCCUGCGGUCAAUCCAGAGCAUGGGUUUUGAAACGCCAGACUCGUUCAUGCUAAGCUACUACACGGGCUCUUUUGAUGAACGGUCUGCAGCCAAAGUGGCACAGGAUGCCAGCCGAAGCACGGGCCUACCAAGAAUGCUGAAUGAAUUACGCUCAAAAACCGAAGAUUGGUCAAGGUGGGAAUCAAGGAAUUAUGCCGACUCAGUUGUCCGGUCAGCUGCGAAGCUGAUUGCGGAAGAGUUUGACAGUUUGGGCAGGAAGAGAUACGCUUGUGAGAGAGAGUUGCAAAAAGGCCUUGCCAGCGGUGCUACUAGCCAGGCGCAAAACAAUUCUUCUUCUUCGACUGAUGGAAAUGCGUCCGUCAGCCAACUAUAUUUGGCAGCUGCCGAGCUCAAGAAAACUUUGAGAGACGAGGUUUGUCCUAAGCGAUGA
Messenger RNA from Clonostachys solani, 711 nucleotides. Lineage: Eukaryota; Fungi; Ascomycota; Sordariomycetes; Hypocreales; Bionectriaceae. The record is from the annotation of a GenBank genome assembly.